This is a messenger RNA of Spodoptera littoralis (African cotton leafworm), 3814 nucleotides long. Lineage: Eukaryota; Metazoa; Arthropoda; Insecta; Lepidoptera; Noctuidae. The record is from the annotation of a GenBank genome assembly.
AUGCGUGCUCUGUGUUCGGUUCGCGGGCCGUUGGGCGGCGACACGCGCGCUCUCGGCGCGGGCGCGCGGUUCCUCUCCCUGCGCAUGCCCGGCCAGCCCCAACCACUCCACUUCGUCGUAGAAGCCAAAGCAAGGGUCAAAGAAUUGAAAUCUUUGGCCAAUGCUCACGCACAACUACAAGGCAUGACCGACACAGAACUCUUUGGAUUAGCAAUACUGCAAAAUGGAGAAUACUUAUUUGUUGACUUAGACAGUAAAUUAUCAAAAUAUGCGCCAAAAAGCUGGAGGUCAUCUCACACCCAUGGUUUGGACGCAAAUGGAAAGCCGCUCCUCGAAUUGCACCUUGUCGUGCAGUUCCACGUGGAGAGUCCUCUGCUCCUGCAUGAUGAAGUCGGACGUCACUUGUACUUCCUCCAGCUGCGGCAAAAUGUGCGCACGCGAGACGCCUUGCCUGCUGAGGUGAUACUACUGCUUACUGGAUUAGCAUUACAAGCUGAAUACGGUGAUGCAGACUCUUACGAGGACCGGGACUACUUCAAAGUGGAUGAAUAUGCACCUUCAUCUCUCACCGGUGACUGGGUGGCGGCAGCUAUGCGCGCUUGCCAUCGCGAGCAUCGCGGCCUUCCAAAGUCUGACGCAGAAUCCAGAUUUAUUAGAGAAGUUUGUCUUCUUCCAGACACAAUAAAUUCACAUAGAUACCGAUUAAAACAAUCUAAAUCAGAACCGGAACCUGGCACCGUGUGGCUGCUUGUAACAGCUAAAGGAAUAAAGAUCUUACCUGACAACGGACCACUCUCAAAUUUCAUAUGGAGCGCCAUUGGAAAACUAAGUUUUGAUAGAAAGAAAUUUGAAAUCAGGACUGAGGAAGGCAAAAUAACACUAUUUUCGACAAGUGAAGAAAAAUGUAAAUAUCUCUUCGCACUGUGCAGAGAAACACAUCAGUUCUCAAUGAAAAUUGCACCGAAAUUCAAUGAAAUCCUGAGAAAAGAAGAAGAGGAACGGAAAAUUUGUUUUGGGUACUCGAAAUCACUAAAUAUACAAUACAAUCAAAACAAAAGUGAACAAAGAAUAUCAGUAAUCUCUUCAACCAGUUCUAACACAACAUCUGGCAUAGUGAGUGACAGGGUUCAAUCUGAAGAUGAAUUAGAAAUCAUGAUAGAUUCUCCUCCAGCCCCAUCCACGGAAAGUUUGGCUUUUGCACACUUGCUAGACAGUACGAAUUCUUAUUUUAUACGUCACAUGCCACAGGAUAAUCAGCCACUGACUAAAACCUCAUCAUUACAACUCCAAAAAUCAAAAGUCCGCGUAAAGAAGACCAAGGAAGACUGCGAGAAUGUGAAUAGGAGUGAAAUUGCAUUACCAGACCAACAUUCAAUGACUCAGUUAGAAGAUACGACAUCUUUGCCUGAUCAAAGUGUUAGUGAAACUUUGACAGACAGUCCAAGAUCUAACAAAUUAAAAUGUACCGGAUCACAAUGUUCCUCUUCUUGCAGUACAGUAAUAAUGGCACGCGCGGGCCUCAGUACCCUGAGUAGAGCAUCUAAUGCUAGUAGUCUAGAAUUAGGAUAUAGUCAUACGCUCAAAAUUCAAUGAUCAGUGACAAUAGUACAGUUGGCAUUGAUGUAGAAUACUCCCAAGAUGCAGCAUCUGCUUUGUAUGAUGGUUUGGGUCAACCAGUCACAGUAGCGGCGUCGAGUGAAACAAGUGGCGUCUACACGAUGAGCAGUUCCGAACUCACUGCUCGAUCAAAAAUGGAUACUUUAUCUGAAGCUAGCAGAACGGAUUACGAUGGUUCACAUUACGAUAGCUAUAAGCCAGCGAAAGAAAAUGAUCUUGCGGACUUCGACAGCGUAUCAUCGAUACUGAAAAACAAGUCAGAAAGAACUAGUCAUGCCACAGGUACAUUAAGAUUACAAUCAUCUCAACCUAGCUCAGACUGUGUCGAUGGAGCUGCGAAGUUUCAGAAUCAAGAACAACAUAAUAAAGAAAAUUUAUUCAGAGAACGAACAAAUUCCAACGUGAGUGCAAUCUCGUUCCAUGGCGACGGGAGUGAUCCGACAGACAAUAAACAUAACUUACUUACCGCGAGUGAAUUAAGCGACCUCAUUGUAGGAAGAGGCGUAUACCCCAAGAGCCAGUCUGUAAGUGAUACUCUAGACUCAGUGUCGGACUACGUAAGGUUACCUAUUCCGUUUUCUGGAGACAGUUACAUUCAAGGUCACGAAGAUACAGCACCUUCUGAUGACCACUAUCCAAAUAACUCUUUCUUUGACCGACCACCAACACCUCCAACUAGAAUUGAUAGCCGUAAACUGCUGAACUUGUCGCUACCAAAUAUAUUUGACAUAAAUGGCGACACACCAAUUAGACCCUCAUUUCCUGACAAGCCACCUCCGCCAUAUGAAUAUAAUCAUCAAACUGUCACCUCUUACGCUGCACCCCCUAUCAAGGCGCCUCCAGCAUAUCCUGGUACAACGGCGACAGCCAGAUCGUUGAAACAGUUGAACGAGAACAAGGAAGAAGUGGCUGCCAGAGUAGUAACAUCAAAACCCAUGAUAACAAUACUGAAAGCUGAAGCCGGAGAAGUGAAUGCGUCUAGUGAAAGAACGUUUGCUAGCCCCAUGGUCUUAGAGCACAAAUUCCAAAAGUUUAAGCGACAACAAGCAUCGAGUCGCAGAGCUGAAAGAUCUAAGUUAGCUCAAGGGAUAAACAACAGCUUGUCACCAUCACGAGAGAUGCCGCACAGUGUGGACUCUAAUGUACUAGUGGCCAUGAUGAAACUGGCUCCGGGACCUCCUCCAGCUCCGCCUGCACCCCGUCGCCCUCGCCAGCCACCGCCACCACCAACCACACGGCUGCCACCACCUCCACCACCGCACAAUCCAAUGUUUCAUCAGCAGCUGUAUAGUGACGUUGACUAUGUCUAUUAUCCUUUACAAGACCCGGCCUUAUCGCAGCAAAAUUAUCUCGACCAUAAACUGACGAGUCUCGCGUGUCGAACAUGCACAAAAAUGGCUUGCAGUACAGAAGCACGCCAUACCUAUCCACUUCCAUGUCUGCGUCGUCCAUGUAUGGUUCGAUCCAAAAUCUGUCGGAUUCUUACGUGCAGUUACCCGGCACGCGGACGAGCUGGUACUCACUAACGAGCAGGACAUCGCUCAGCAACCAUUCCAUAAAUCUUGAGCGGCCGCAAGUGCCCGCCCGAGUGCCAGACGUUUCACAUUUUAUGCGGACGAAAUCGGAUGAGAAUGUGUUGAAUGCAAAAGAUCCACCGCCAGUGAAAAUGAGAAGAAUGCCUCCGCCGCCCCCGCCUCCAUAUGAAUACAAAAAGAAACUCCUCAAUUACUCGCGAGACGUCAAAAUUCCUCAAACCUCAACAAAUGUGAAUAGUGAAACAAGUGCGAACAAAGUGAAAGACUCCAAUUGUGAUUUAGACAUAAAAACUCUUCGAGAGAAAAGUAAAAACCUUGAUUUGCCUCUUAUCGCGGCAUUAUGUAACGACCGUUCGUUAUUGAAACAAACUAAAGCUUUUGGUGCUCCAAAGUUAAAUAAACCAACAGGUAGUGACUGUGAAAGUGAACGGAAGUGCGUUAAAUCAGUUCCAAACACCACCGAUAACAUAGAUCUUAAGAGUAAACAAGAAUGUAAUGCUAAGAGGGUAAUGACAGGGUCUCAGAAAAAAAUAUUAUUACGAAAUCCUACAGAUAAACUUCCAGCAUUGCCAGUUACUCAGAGUCAUCCAAGAGCAAUGUCCAAUACUUAUGUAAUGCAUCCAACAGUAGCUAAAACAAAGAAGUCUCAUCCCAGCUCAUGA